AUGAUGCCAGCAGUUCUUCAAGUUUUGAACCGAUGCGAUGGUUACGUUCCGUUCAAUACCAUUCAAGCUGCGUUGCAAAACGCUCCGGGUGGACGGAAUAUUUCGAACCUGCAAUUUAAAAUCGAGCACGCGUUAGAACAAGCUUAUUCCUUUGGAUUAAUCAACCGUUCCAAGUCCAACAAUGUGUACAAAAUUUCCCUAAAUUUGGCAGCAACAGAAACUCCUCAAUUCGAAGCAAACAUUAAAAAACUGAAGCGAGAGCUGCAGGUAGCAAGACAAGCACCCGCUGCACGACAGCAAGCGCAGGCUACUCAUCCCAUGGAAGGCACAUCCCAAGCAGCCGAUCCCGACGACCGCGACCCGUGCUGGGGCAGACCCAGGAUGGCUGAACAGCAAUUCAUCGCGAUGUUGCGACGGAUGGAGGCAAGAUGGGGUCGUGUUUCGUCCCCUCAGAAGAGUCGCUCAAGGUCAAGGUCCCGUUCGCGGUCGAGAUCGCCCUCCCGUCGUCGAUCUUCGGCACGUUCGCGGUCUCCCCGUACACCGUCACGAUCCCGUGACCGGAACCGAUUCCGUUCUCGCUGA
Sabethes cyaneus is the source of this 582-nucleotide messenger RNA. RefSeq names its product calcium homeostasis endoplasmic reticulum protein-like. Lineage: Eukaryota; Metazoa; Arthropoda; Insecta; Diptera; Culicidae. Bases 1 to 582 code for a protein of 193 amino acids. The record is from RefSeq and is a predicted model, not a curated record. The transcript is spliced from 2 exons.